This is a messenger RNA of Entamoeba invadens IP1, 3042 nucleotides long. RefSeq lists its product as hypothetical. Lineage: Eukaryota; Evosea; Mastigamoebida; Endamoebidae. The transcript has a single exon. The record is from RefSeq and is a predicted model, not a curated record. The annotation marks the transcript as partial.
AUGACAGAAUUUGUUUCUUUUACUAUUCAAUUGCAUGAUAAGUCGGCAUGCAAUCAAAAACGUUAUAAUACCAAUUUAGCCAUUGCUACUGAAAAACACAUAAAUAAAAACAAAAUAAAAGGCGUUGCUUGUACAAGCAAUUGUGAAACACUAAAUUGUUCAAUUUUUGGUAAAUGUUCCCAGUGUAUUAUAGGGUAUUACUUGGACAACAAUAAAUGUUAUUCUUGUCAAACGAUAAAUGGUUGUAAAGAUUGUGAACCAACCAAAAAAGAAUGUUUAACAUGUGCUGAUAAUUACUAUAACAGUAGUAACACAUGUUUCACUUGUAGUUCAAAAACAGAGGGAUGUUUAAAUUGUGAUAAAACAAAUGGUAAGUGUCUUUCAUGUGUAACUGGCUAUUUCUUUGAAAAUGGUGUUUGUAACAAAUGUAACAAGAUAUCAUAUUGUGAAAGUUGUGAACCCACAAUCCGUGCGUGUACCAAGUGUGUUAUUGGUAAUUACUUAUCUUCGGGGAAGUGCUUUCCUUGUAAUAAUAUCAAUGGAUGUGUAACAUGUUCUCAAAAUGAAAUGAAAUGUAAUUCAUGUCUAGACACUUUUAAUUUGAUUAAUAAUGCUUGUCAAUGCAAAUUGGGGUAUUAUCAAGUCAAAAAUUUGACGUGUUCAAAAUGCUUUUUAAACAAAAACAAUUGUAAGUUGUGCCAUUUUAACACCGUAUUAAAUGACGAUUCUUCGUUGUGUGAUGAGUGUUUUUCUCCUUAUGUCUUGAUUAAUAAUACAUGUUUAAAAUGUUCAAAUAAUCAAGUUUACAAUUUAGAAUUAAAAAUUUGCGUUGAAAAAAUCACCAAUUGUGUAACUCAAAAUGUUCCAGAAUUGUGUCUUGAAUGCAGGUCUAAGUAUUAUCUUAGAAAUGGAAGUUGUGUAUCAAAUUUGGAUAUAAACUGUCAUUCACAAUCGAAAGUGAAUUGUGAAGACUGUGGCAAUGGUAUAUUAUCAAACGGAUAUUGCAACUUCUCGUUACCUUAUUGUAAAUAUUAUGGUAAACUGAGUUCAGUGACAAAAUGUCUAAUGUGUAAUGAUGGAUAUAUAUCAACUGAUGGUCUUACAUGCAUUCCAGUUGAUCUAAAAACUAUUGUAAUUAAUGAAAACUUUGUAUAUUGUGGUAAUAAUUCUUUUGUUGACAAAAACAAUGUCUGUCAUUUGUGCAAUUUGAUAAUUUUCAAUUCAGAAAUAUGCACUUUUACAAACAAUCAAAAUACUGCGUUUUUAUGUUCCCCAAAUUUUGCAUUAAGUUAUUAUAAUGCAACUAAAAACUGUUUUAAUGACAAAAAUUGUGAAAUAUAUACAAUGAAUGAUUGUAUUCAAUGCAAUUCGAAUGUUACAAAUUAUAAAAAACAAAAUAAUUCUUGUGUGCUUUCUUUUAUAGAAAAAUGUAUAAAAUACAAAGAAAAUUUGUGUGAAAAAUGUCAAACAGAUUAUUUGAUUGUGAAUAACAAAUGUGUAAGUAUUGCUUAUCUCAAUUGUUAUUAUGGAAAUGGCGUUACUUGUAUCAAGUGUUAUGAAGGUUAUUCGAGAAAUGAUGACAGUUCGAUAAAUAACAAAUAUUGUGUUUAUAAUACUCAAAAUGUCAAAUAUUCGCUUCACACAAGUAACAAUCAAAAUAGCAUAAUAAAAAAUUUGGAAUGUUUCUCCAAUUACAAUUUAAUAGAUAAUAAAUGUUUAAAAACUUUAUUUGUAACAAUGAAAAGUGUUAUUAAUUUGAAAAAUUAUCCCUAUAUAAUUAGAAACACAAAUAAAAAAUACCAAAUACAUAACAUUAGUAAUUAUACUUAUAAAAUUAACAUAAAAGAAUUUCACAAGUUGUCUAAUGGAAAUUGUCAAGAUAAUAGUCCAAAAGGAUGUUUAAAAUGUUAUCCACAGUAUUAUUUAAAUAGUUUGAAUGAAUGUGUAUCAUGUAAUAAUAACGAUUCCAACUGUUUCGAAUGUUUUAACACAACUUAUUGUUUAUCGUGUGAUGUUUCAACUUCUUUUUUGAAUUACGAAAAUCAAUGUGAGUUAUCAAGUGCAUUACAAUUACGAUGUAAAUACAUGAUUCCUAAAGAAAAAAGAUGUGCCGUGUGUAAGGAUGGGUAUUACAAAGAUAAAAAUGAUUGUGUAUCAUGUGAUACUUCGUGUGCAAAAUGCUUAGUAAAAACAAGUUGUAUAUCUUGCAAAGACAAUUAUUAUAAUAUUCCAAGUGAAGGACUUUUAUGUAAAGAUUAUUCGUUAUUAACAAACUGUAUUACAAAAACACAAAAGGGGUGUAAAAAGUGCGAAGUUGGGUAUUACAUUCAAUAUACAAUCCCCAAGUGUGAACAAUGCCCAGAAACAUGUUUCAACUGUUCUUCACCUAUGAAUUGUUAUUCAUGCAAAACUGACUUCGUUUUAAUCAAUGGAAAUUGUGUCCAUUAUACAGAAGUUGCACACUGUAAAAGAGCUAAAAAUAGUAUUUGUGCGUAUUGUUCCCCAAGUAAGAAACCAUCGCCUGAUGGUACUACUUGUGUAAACAACGCACUGAUAUCAGUUUUAAUACCAAUUUUGGUACUCAUAUUUCUAUGUGUAGUUGCAAUUAUAAUAUUAAUACCUACAAUAUACUUACUCCGUUUAUACUUAAAACAAAAGAAAGUUGAUAAAAAGAUUUGUGUUUUUAAUAUGAAGAAGUCAAAUAUUUCUUUUGUCAAAUUGGACAAGCAAAUUUGCACGAACAAAAAUCCACUUGUUUUUGAAGGAGAAAACACCAAUGAAAUACCAAUCGACAAAGAAACACGAGAACUUUUAUGUGUUGGCAAUUGCAGUAAAAAUCCAGUAAAAAUGCAGAUAAUAAUUAAACAAGGCAGUGACCAAUUUGUCCUCCGAACUGAACCAAAAAUAGUGACACUCAAAAGUGGAUUUGCAUGUGAAUUUGAGAUGUACAUAAAACCAAACUUCAGUUGCAUAAUAGACGAAGAAAUAGCUUGUGUCAUUCUUGAUCUUACUGAGAAUCGUGAGAAUGUGGAUAUGAUCAAA